This is a messenger RNA of Dinoponera quadriceps, 3724 nucleotides long. It is a transcript of the gene alpha-Man-Ib, whose product is annotated as endoplasmic reticulum mannosyl-oligosaccharide 1,2-alpha-mannosidase. Gene Ontology annotation, biological process: N-glycan processing; carbohydrate metabolic process. Gene Ontology annotation, molecular function: mannosyl-oligosaccharide 1,2-alpha-mannosidase activity; calcium ion binding. NCBI's taxonomy places the organism in Eukaryota, Metazoa, Arthropoda, Insecta, Hymenoptera, Formicidae. The record is from RefSeq and is a predicted model, not a curated record. The coding region runs from base 234 to 2030 and encodes 598 amino acids. The transcript is spliced from 11 exons. Gene Ontology annotation, cellular component: endoplasmic reticulum; membrane.
CGUGGAGUACAUAGACGCCAUCUGUAAUCGUUUCGUACGUGGGUCACACUACGUUAAAGCAAUAAUAAAUGAAUUUAGUGAAAAUGUAAAAACGCGUUGAAGGUAUCUCGCAUAAGUAGUAUAAAUGUGGACCCCCGCAUGCCGGACUGAUUCAUCACAGUGUCGUAUUUUAAGUGUUCUGGCGGCACCACGAGCUUCCGCAUGUGCCAGAACAAGUUAACCUGAAUGAAAAUAUGUUCUCGCCCAGAGACUCGAGUAAAUCGGAUUACAUUAGUUUAAAUAUUCACGACAACGCGUCGUUCGCACGAGGCACCUCGCGCAGUUUAUGGAGACAAUGGAACCAACUGUCCAGGUUUCAGCGGAACAUCCUAUACUUCGCGAUUUUAUCAGUUCUACUUUUAAUAUUUUAUCUUUUGCCUAACGAAACCAAAGGUGGUACUUCUGACAAUGAAGUAGACUAUAGUAAUGUAGAAAUUAUACAAGAAACUGCCAAGUACGAGAAGGCAGUCGAAGAAGUUGUUGUAGAUAAUGAGGAACAAGGUGCUGGGCCUGGUGAGGUAAUUGAGGAACCCGAGUUUCAGCCGGAGAUCAAUCAGGUGGACGAUGAUCAAAUCGGUGAACCACCGCAGCCAAAGCCAAACAUUCUCAAAUUUAAUGGUCCGCAAAAUAGUAGACAGCAAGCUGUUGUGGCAGCAUUUAAACACUCAUGGGACGGAUAUAAAAAGUAUGCCUGGGGUCAUGAUAAUGUAAAACCAAUGUCGAAGAGGUAUCAUGAGUGGUUUGGCUUAGGUCUUACAAUAGUUGAUUCGUUGGAUACUAUGUAUAUAAUGGGGCUAAAUGAUGAAUUUACGAGAGCGAGAAAAUGGGUGGAGGAUAGUUUAGUGUUUACAAUGAAUAGAGAUGUUAAUUUAUUUGAAGUUACAAUUAGAGUGCUAGGCGGCUUACUGGCGGCGUACCAUCUCUCCGGUGAUAUACUGUUUCUAAAUAAAGCUAUGGACUUGGGCGAUCGCAUGAUGCCAGCCUUUUCCACCAGGUCUGGUGUUCCGUAUUCCGACGUGAAUCUCGGUACCAGAAGCGCGCACAGCCCCAAAUGGGGCCCCGACAGUAGCACGAGUGAAGUUACUUCGAUUCAGUUAGAAUUUCGCGAUCUCAGUCGUAGCACGGGGCAACCGAAAUUUGAGGCUGCAGCCGCGAAAGUUUCCGAACAUGUACAUAAACUAGAAAAAUACGAUGGCUUGGUUCCGAUUUUCAUUAACGCUAACACCGGGCUGUUUCGGGAAUACGCGACGAUCACGUUGGGUGCUCGCGGCGACAGCUAUUACGAAUACUUAUUAAAACAAUGGUUGCAAACUGGGAAAACCGUAGACUACCUGCGGAACGAUUAUUUGUACGGUAUCACCGGGACGCAGAAGCAUCUCGUUAAGUAUACCGCAGUGAACAAGUAUUUGUUUAUCGCCGAACUGGUCGGCGCUAAUAAAGAGAUUAGGCCGAAAAUGGACCAUCUCACGUGCUACUUAGGAGGUACUUUAGCAUUAGGCGCACAUCACGGACUGCCAACGGAGCAUAACACUCUCGCGGAAGAGAUAGUUAAGACUUGUUAUCAAACAUACGCGACUCAGCCGACGUUUCUCGCGCCCGAGAUCACUUAUUUUAAUAUACAAAAAGUGGAAGGUGAAAAUCAAAUGGACAUGUACGUGAAAACGAACGAUGCUCACAACCUACUGAGGCCCGAGUUCAUUGAGAGUCUAUUUUAUAUGUGGUACUUUACGGGGAAUAAGACGUAUCAGGACUGGGGUUGGCGAAUAUUUCAGGCUUUCGAAAAUUACACCAGAGUCGAGGACGGCUACACGAGUAUCGGUAAUGUGCGAAAUAUCCAUCACACUCGUCAACAGGACAUGACAGAGAGCUUUUGGUUCGCCGAAACCUUGAAAUAUUUAUACUUAUUAUUCGACGAUUCCAGAAAAUUAAUCGAUCUGGAUAGGUGGGUAUUCAAUUCGGAAGGUCAUCCAUUACCAAUAUACGAAUCGUAACGCAGUAGAAAGAAGCAAAGAACACGUGCACGUGAGUUUAUUAAAUUUAUUGCACUUAUUCUCCAUGAGAUCAUUUCUUAAAUGCCCGAUCAGUCGUGACGCUUCCACGGUGAAAGCCUGUUAAACCCGGGCAGCACAAACUGCUAAAAGGCAUCUGAAAGACGUCUGGCUCUUUUUAGACGUAUCUUGGACGUCCUUAAGACGUCUUUUAGAAAUUUAUGAUGUCUGAGAAACCUUUCGAGGUCUCACGACGUGUUUAUACUCUCGUUAUGGCAGAGCGAUUCCUCUUUUACAACAAUAAAUAAGUCAGCGUUGUGUGUCACAGCGGCGAUACAAAAAAUUGCGACGAUUUGACACACUGCGUGGCGAACUAUCUUCCUUGGAACAUUCUAUAGUUUUGAAAGCUCGGGAAAAACCGGGUUUUUUUUUCAAUUUUUCACGGAUUUUUCGCCUGGUCGGCUUCUUUCCGCGAAAAAAUUGAAAAGGACAGUUUUUUUUAAACUAUAGAAUAUUCCUCAAUGUUCAAUUUAUGCGAACACGAUGCAUCGCACUGCAAGGUUUUUUCAAAGAUUGUUAUUACGUAAUUAUCACGUCGAAAGAUAUUCCUCGUAAGUAUACUGUUCCCUUAGUUUAUCGCUAAAGACGAUCCAAGCGAACGCGUAACAUUAGCUGCGCCUACCAAAUUCCUAAACCUAAUAAAUUAAUGAUAGACGCAAAUAGCAUUCUAGAUACUAAAUUAUAACAUUCAAAGAUUUAUAUGGACACAAUACACCGUUGAUUUUUACUUAUCGAUGAGAACAUUAAUAUCGGAAUAUCUCAGCACAUAUUGUACUUACCGAUGUUUUACGGAAAUCUCUCUCUUUCUCUCGAGCUUUUGUUGCGCCCAACGUAAUUCUUAAAAGAUACGUAACUGCGAUAGAUUUUAAAACAACGGACACGAUUGUUUAGCGUCGACUUUCACACUAAAUCCGUAUGCCGUAUAUUACUACAAAAAUAAUCUAGUCUGCAUCUAUUAAUAAAUUACAACUGUGUACUUGCAAUCUUCGACUCUAUUACAAAUAUAAAUAUUUAUAUAAUAUUCCUGAAGAUAUCUAUAUAAAUAUUUAUAUAAAAUAUAUACGGGAAACGUCUGUGUGCGAUUCCCGUUUGCCAUCGGUAAGGCGCGGCGGUGAUUAAAUCGAUGGACGAACUCGCGAGUGCGUGGAACAAAGUAUCGUUCAGUGGUUGGGACUGAAUAGAUCACUUGAAUGGAAUGCAAGAAAUAUCAUGAGUAAAACAUCUCGGAGAGCAUGAAGAGAAACGUUCGAUUGAAUUAACGGACGAAAACGCGCUUUGGUUGGAGGGAACGGAAUAUCCAAUUUCUAAGAAUCGAAUUUAUAAUUUAUAAGAACUUGGGAAAUUUCCCGUUUCCUCCAGUCAAAACUUCUGGUUCGUGCGUUGUCACGUUAAUUCGAAAGGGAAAAGAAAAAAAGGGAAGAACUGUGAGACACAGAGCGCGCGCAUCAUCGAUCGUGGAAGCGAUCGAAUUGAAUGAACGUACACGGGCAUUACAAAAUAAGAUCCGAUUUAAUCAUCGGCUGCGCUGUUAUCAGAAUACGCUACUUCUCUAGUUGAUGACGCGUUAAAAUGAAGAUAUUGUUCUCGGGUUACUUCUUCGUUUGUAAUAAACGCAUCCUUAUACGAAUAACGAGAAA